AUGCGCGCAGACAUACGCAACUGUGCCACUGGUCUCCUUCGACAAAGGAAGCACCACCAAGUCUUGCCAAUCGAUGAAGAAAAAGGACUACAGUCGCUUAGGACGGACGACAGCAUUGUGAUUGUGUCUGCUGACAAAGGUGGCGCGACCGUCGUCAUGGAAAAGAGUGAUUACGUCAACAAGGCGAACCAAGUCUUUAACGACAGGGAAGCCUACACACCACUCGAGGAGGACCCGACUAAAAAGCAAGCCGCACCUGUAAAAAAGAAGGUGAAUGAGCUCACUCGACUGAAGCUCAUAACCCCCGAUGACUCCAGAUGUAUGACUCUCAACGACCCCCGAAUAGCCCAUGCAUAUGGCCUCCCAAAGGUGCACAAAGAAGGUGCGCCAUUGAGGAUCAUUGUGCCGCUUAUUGGAUCGCCCACCUACAACCUCGCUAAAUGGUUAUACAGGCACCUGAAGCACCUCACCAAUGGAUCACAAUAUAGCAUCAAAAACUCUCAGGCAUUCCUCCAGAAGAUCCAAGGCCUGCAAGAUAACCCAACCAACAUUCCGAUAGAACACAUUUCAGAACUUCUUAGACUCUGUCUCAAGAACUACUGCAAAUUCGAUGGAAAGUUUUAUCAACAGGUUAUGGGCACACCAAUGGGGUCGCCAAUAUCAGGUCUACUAGCUGAACUAGUACUACAACAACUAGAAGAGGAGGUUAUGCGAACUUUUAAACCAAAAAUGUGGCUCAGAUACGUAGAUGAUACGUUUGUUAUCAUGAAGACCUGCGAAAUUGAGCAGCUACACCUGAGUCUGAAUAGCGUGUUCCCAGCUAUCCAGUUUACUUGCGAAAAGGCAACAGGAGGCUUUCUCCCGUUUCUAGACGUUAGUAUCCAAACACUAAGUGAUGGCGGCCUAGCAACAAGCGCCUACCGAAAAGACUCCAGUGCUGACGUCAUUCUUAAUUAUGAAAGCAACCAUCCUGCGGCUCAUAAAAGGAGCUGUGUCCGAACCCUUUUCCACCGGGCCUAUCGGUACUGCAGCAGCGACGAUCUACGUAAGAAAGAACUCGCUUUCCUGUAUCGGUUAUUCCGACUCAACGGAUACCCGGUCAGCUUUGUAAAAAAUUGUCUCAGGCAUCAAAGACAACCACAAGGCUUUGCUUCUAAUGAGGGACCAGAAUAUCGGAAAUUCUACUCGCUACCCUACAUGCAGGGUAUUUCCGAAGCGAUCGCCCGACAACUAAACCGGUUUGGCAUCUUCAUUGGCGUUGUCAUCAACUCCUCCAAGUGCGUGUUAAGUGUGGCUUCGCUCGAGUUCCUGGACCAUCAGGUCGACUCUGAAGAUUUGCGUCCCUUCCCCUCCAAUGUUGAAGCAGUUCGUAAUUUUCCUCCUCCAACUGCUAAGCGUCAGUCACAGGAUUGUGCUGACCUCCUGUCCCAUGAUCCGCCACCUUCCCACCCCAUGAUCUUCCACCUUCACAACGCUAUCCUAUCCCACCUCCCUCCACCGCCUCCGUCCCUAUCUCUUUCAACGCCACUCGUAAUGGCCAUCGCGUCCACUUUCCUGACCACCUUAUCACUCAGAUAUAUUCAUAUUGCAUUUGCAGUCUGCGUCGUUUUCCGACGUCCUCCAGUCUAG
Spirometra erinaceieuropaei is the source of this 1629-nucleotide messenger RNA. The record is from the annotation of a GenBank genome assembly. NCBI's taxonomy places the organism in Eukaryota, Metazoa, Platyhelminthes, Cestoda, Diphyllobothriidea, Diphyllobothriidae.